AUGUCUAUCCACAGCCAGCGAGGACAGCAGAGACUGAACCCGGGUUUGUGUUCUUUCCUCCAGGGCGGAGAUGGGGAGCCGGGUCCCAGGGGACAGCAGGGAAUGUUCGGACAGAAAGGUGACGAAGGACCACGCGGAUUCCCUGGUCCACCCGGGCCAAUCGGUCUUCAGGGUCUGCCAGGACCACCAGGUGAAAAGGGCGAGACUGGGGACGUUGGUGCCAUGGGACCACCUGGACCUCCUGGUCCCAGAGGACCACAAGGACCCAGUGGGGCUGAUGGACCUCAAGGACCAUCUGGUGGUGUUGGUUCUCCUGGUGGUGUUGGUGAGAAGGGAGAGACAGGGGAGGCUGGUAACCCAGGACCACCUGGAGAAAGGGGGCGAUCGGGACCGAAAGGCGAUGUUGGAGACAAGGGAGAGGCAGGUCCUCCAGGGGCAGCUGGUCCGGCUGGUCCCAAAGGGCCACCAGGAGACGAUGGGCCAAAAGGCAACCCGGGACCGCAUGGAGCAGCUGGGCCUGAAGGAAGACAAGGAGAAAAAGGAGCAAAGGGUGAACCAGGAGCAGAGGGGCCUCCCGGAAAAACUGGCCCAGUCGGCCCUCAGGGACCUCCAGGAAAAUCAGGCCCCGAGGGGUUGCGAGGAAUUCCCGGGCCUGUUGGUGAACAAGGUCUCCCUGGACCACCUGGUCAAGAUGGACCCCCAGGACCAAUUGGUCCACCUGGUUUGCCUGGAUUGAAGGGGGUUCCAGGUAGUAAAGGUGAGAAGGGUCACCCAGGACUGAUUGGAUUGAUUGGACCCCCAGGAGAACAGGGUGAAAAGGGAGACAGAGGACUUCCGGGACUGCAGGGAGCUCCUGGAGUGAAAGGCGACAUUGGCAUUACUGGAUCGUCUGGACCUCUUGGCCCCCCUGGACCCCCCGGUUUACCUGGUCCACUUGGUCCAAAAGGAUCAAAAGGUUCAACAGGUCCUGCUGGGCAGAAAGGAGACACGGGUUUGGUCGGGCCUCCUGGGCCUCCUGGCCCCCCUGGUGAGGUCAUUCAGCCAUUGCCAAUCCGAACUCCGAAGAAAACACGGAGAUCUUCUGAUGGGAUCCAGGCUGAUGAAGCAGACCACAUCCUGGAUUACACCAAUGGAAUGGAGGACAUCUUUGGCUCCCUCGACACCUUGAAAAUGGAAGUUGAUCGAAUGAAGAACCCAAUGGGAACACACAACAAUCCCGGCCGCACCUGCAAGGACUUGCAGCUGUCUCAUCCAGACUUCCCAGACGGUGAAUAUUGGAUUGAUCCAAAUCAAGGUUGCCAUGGAGAUUCCUUCAAGGUGUACUGUAACUUCACCAGUGGAGGCGAGACCUGUAUCUAUCCUGACAGAAAAUCUGACGGAGUUCGAAUCUCCCCAUGGCCCAAGGAAACCCCUGGCUCCUGGUUCAGUGAGUUCAAGAGAGGCAAACUGCUUGCAUAUGUGGAUUCCCAGGGUGAGCCGAUCAACUUGGUGCAGAUGACAUUCCUGAAGCUGUUGAGUGCCUCUGCAAGGCAGAACCUCACCUAUAACUGUCAGAACUCAGUGGCCUGGUAUGAUGCAGCCUCAGACAGCUAUGACAAGGCACUUCGAUUCCUGGGCUCCAACGAUGAGGAGAUGUCACAUGAUAAUAAUCCAUACAUCAAAGCUAUCACAGAUGGUUGCAUGUUCCGGAAAGGUUUAGAAAAGACUGUACUCGAGAUUAACACUCCAAAAGUGGAUCAAGUUCCUAUCAUUGACUUGUUGGUGAGUGACUUUGGCAACAUGAACCAGAAGUUUGGAUUUGAGGUGGGUCCUGUUUGUUUCCUGGGCUAAGAGACUGAGACAAACCAAUACCUUCAUCGCACCCACUACAAGACACGUGCAAGUUUUGAUCCUGGAUGGAGUAAACACUCUCUCGCUGUGUAUGUAUGUACUAUUAUCUAGAAAUUAUUAAAUGCCCUUGUGGGGUCAGAAUCACAUGACUUAAACCUAUUAUGGGGAUCCCAGAGGAACUUACGAUGGUGUGGAGCUGCCAAAGGAAGAGCUUUUCCCCAACCUCGAGGUAGGACAUCACCCAACAGUGAGUGGCAGAAUGGUGUAACUGACUACUCAAGGUGCUCACACACAUUGCCAAGGUGCUCCGAAGGUGUAUUUUAAUGAACUGUAAUUAUUUUAUUGUAAAAUACCAUUUAUAUCUGUUUCCACUCUCAGAACUUGCAUGUGUCUCUCUGGCUGCCAUUUUUUAAAGAGCCAUAUUUAACUUUCUUUUUGGAAAAUCAGAAGCAAACUGUAAUAAUUAAAAAGAAACCAAAUAAAAUGUUAGCCUCUUGUGAAUGAGCUGUAUUCUUUCCUGCAAUGUCCUUGUGUGAACAGAUGCUGCUCUUUUAAGAUGUAACUGAGAGCUGGGCUGAGGCCAAAUGAAUAUCAUUGGAACUCUGAGCCAAUUGGAUAAUUCCUUUCCAAGGGCCACCUACACUGGUAGUGAACGGUUUGCUCCUGUAACAGUCAGCUUCGUUCAGGAUGUUGCUGAUGUCUCCUUUUACAAUGACUUGCCCGAUUGUGGAGACUAACUCUGCAGAAGGGGCAGGACACUGUGUUAUGGUGCUAUAUUUAUACGUUUUCAUUGGAUUCUGAAAUGUCCACGAUGUAAAAUGGAGUCAAAAGCACUUCCAGAAUUUAUGAAUCCGCAUUUGAUAAAGGUCAAACUUACCAGUGAACUUCAUUGAUUUUUACACUAUCUGUGUUUGGGAACACAUUCCCCUGGCUUCUAACUGUGCUCCCUCCAAAUACUCAAUCUCUCUGCUUUGCUUGUCCAACUCUUUAGUUUAAGCAGAGAAAUUGGUUCUCCAGUGAUUUGGAACAGGAGGUCCAUAGACUAUUUGAGAUGCCUUUUAUUAAAGCCAAGUACUGCCUGGAGAAGCUUGUCUGGGCUGCUGUCUCCCUUAAAACAAAAUACUUAACUCAUUGUACAUGAAAGGCCAUGCAUAGCCCAUAAUAUGUCUAGGUCAUGUGAUUCCAACUAGUUGGUAAGCAACAAGUCAGUAACAAUCCACUUGCAUCCCAAAAUUCUAUAUUCACUGUUUGUUAAAAUUGGAUUUUACAAUUCCUUCCCUGACUGUUUUCAUCUUGGAAUUUGUUUCCUGAUCUAUGUAAGACUUGAAAAGUGUUUGGUUAUCCAUUAACUUUCAGGGUUGAUUGGUAUUCAGACUCCAUCCAAUAAUCUGUGACACUUGAGAUUCAAAUGGAAAUACUGCCUUUCCUCAUUUCCAGAGCAACGUUUGUAAAUAUUGACCUGGAAAAUAGUAACAGAAUUUCAUGAAUAAAAAUCAAGUCUUGUCUACCUUUGGUAGUUCUGCUUUUUUAAGAAAGUAGUUUUUCUGGACCUUAGCAGAAACCUGUUUGAAUUAAAACUGGAGAAAUCUCAGUGCAGACAAAGUAUGGUGGGCAAUCACAGAACCUGGUCUAAUAAAUCCAGCCCUCGUGACAACUGGCGGUAAGGAGUUUACAAUGAAUCAAUAAACUUCCUCUAAAUUAGCAGUGAGAGGGAUUUCUCACCAGUACAAUCCCAGCUUUAUAAAUAAAUCAAUAAUAUCAAAGGUUUUGAUCAAAAACAUAUAAAACCUUGAGUGGAUUCCUAUUUAUAUAGAUGUAUGAAGAACACAGAUGGCAAUCUUUUUCAGUCGUCUGUUGGUGUAUAAAUUGAUUGUAGAAUGAUUUGAGUUAGAUGAGAAAAUC
Molecule: messenger RNA, 3732 nt
Organism: Rhincodon typus (whale shark)
Lineage: Eukaryota; Metazoa; Chordata; Chondrichthyes; Orectolobiformes; Rhincodontidae
Product: collagen alpha-1(XI) chain-like
Exons: 19
Coding region: 1-1830 (609 amino acids)
Molecular function (GO): extracellular matrix structural constituent
Source: RefSeq, a predicted model, not a curated record